Messenger RNA from Heterobilharzia americana, 675 nucleotides. The record is from the annotation of a GenBank genome assembly. NCBI's taxonomy places the organism in Eukaryota, Metazoa, Platyhelminthes, Trematoda, Strigeidida, Schistosomatidae.
AUGAACAAAUUUCAGAAAUUCUUGAUAAUUUUUGGUGGAUUUGUUUCGUAUAUGUUGGCUGAUGGAUAUACUUAUUCAAUGGGUUUAUUAUACUCAGAGUUAAUGAAUGCCUUUCAGCUAAGUAGUGCUGAAACAGCUAUCCUGCCGGGCAUGAUAUAUGCUAUGCCCCAAUUUUUUGCACCUUUUCUAUGCCCAUUAUUGGAUACGUAUGGAUUUUCAUCAGGUUCUGCAUGGGGUGCGGUUUUACUGUGGAUUGGAUGCUUUACAUCAUCAUUUGCAAAAAGCUUUCAUGUUUUGUACUUUACUCUGGGUAUACUGACAAGUAUAGGACUUCAGUUAACUUAUCUGUCUGCGCUGAUGUCAGUUACUGCUCAGUUUGAAAACAGCUCAUUCUUUGGGAUAACUGUGGGUAUUACUAUGUGUGGUUCAGGUGUUGGCGCGUUUGCAUCAAAUUAUCUUCUAGCCUGGUUUUUAAGCAUUUGGAAUUGGCGGGAGGUGCUUUUGGUCGAAUCAGCCAUACUCUUGAAUAUUCUAGUUACGGCGUCGUGUUCUCAUCAUUUAGACGCAGAACUGAGUUGCAAGUCAUUGCAGAAACAGAAGCUGGAUUGCUCAGUCAGCAGACACGAAGGAGGAAACUGGACACUGUCAGUCAAAACAGAAUCCUGUUCAAGUUAA